UGGAGAAGGGGUGGUUUCCCAGGCUGGAAAGGGAAGUGACGCCUAGCAAGGGUUCCCGGAAGCGCCUUGAUCCUGUGUGCGAGACAGUGUUUUCACUUUUUUUUAUAUACCCAAGCGGAGAGGUUGCAGGAGAACGAGAAAAGAGAGGUUGCAUCGUGCCCCCAGGUCUGUUGUCUGGCCGACUGCCCCUCCUCCCUCCCCACUGCCGUGCUUCUGCCCCGUAAGCCCUGCCAUGUGGCUGUCAAAUAGCUGAGUCUCUUCCCCACCGUGGGGAGAAAGGGCUGGCUAUGCAAUGCUGCUGUGGCUGACUCCCUGAGAUGGCCAAAACGGGCACCAAUGAACUUCAGUUACCACUGGAAGAUGGAGAGCCCGCUUCACAGGUCAAAGACGAGUGGUCAAAGGAAAAGCCAGAGUCUCAGAACACUGUGAAAAUCGAGGUGGUUUGCACAGACGAUGGAGAGAGCUCUACGCACAGUGCGGCUGAGGAGCCGACCCGCAAACGCAAGAAGGGCCCUGCCCCCAAGAUGCUGGGUGAUGAAGUGUGCAGCGUGUGUGGGGACAAAGCCUCGGGGUUCCACUACAACGUCCUCAGCUGCGAGGGCUGCAAGGGCUUCUUCCGGCGCAGCGUCAUCAAGGGGGCGCAGUAUACCUGCAAGGGCAGUGGGCAGUGCCACAUGGACAUGUACAUGCGCCGGAAGUGCCAGGAGUGCCGUUUGAAGAAGUGCCGGCAGGCAGGCAUGCGAGAGGAAUGUGUUUUGUCGGAAGAGCAGAUCCGUAAGAAGAAGAUCCGCAAACAGCAGGAGGGAGAAGGGGCAUCGGGGGGCGAGGGGGGCGGAGGCGAGGUCCUCCGAGUGCCGCCUCUGCCCUGCGACCCCUCUUUGCCCCAGCCCGAACCAGCUCCCCUCACGCCCCAGCAGGAGGGCAUGAUCCGGCAGCUGGUAGCAGCGCAACAGCAGUGCAACAAGAGGAGCUUCAGUGACCAGCCCAAAGUCACGCCCUGGCCUAUGGGCAGCGACCCCAACAGCCGGGAAGCACGGCAACAGCGCUUCGCCCAUUUCACAGAGCUGGCCAUCAUCUCGGUGCAGGAGAUUGUGGACUUUGCCAAGCAGGUUCCUGGCUUCCUGCAGCUGUCGCGGGAGGACCAGAUCGCGCUGCUCAAAGCCUCCACCAUCGAGAUCAUGCUUCUGGAGACGGCAAGACGCUACAACCAUGAGACCCAGUGCAUCACCUUUCUUAAGGAUUUCACCUACAGCAAGGACGACUUUCACCGUGCAGGUCUGCAGGUAGAGUUCAUCAACCCCAUCUUCGAGUUCUCUCGGGCCAUGCGGCAGCUGCAGCUGGACGAUGCCGAAUACGCCCUCCUCAUCGCUAUCAACAUCUUCUCAGCCGACCGGCCCAACGUGCAGGACCACGGCCUGGUGGAAGCUCUACAACAGCCCUACAUCGAGGCCCUCAGCUCUUAUAUCCGCCUCCACCGCCCACAGGACCACCUGAUGUUUCCGCGCAUGUUGAUGAAACUGGUCAGCCUACGGACCUUGAGCAGCGUGCACUCUGAGCAGGUCUUCGCUUUGCGUCUUCAAGACAAGAAACUUCCGCCGCUUCUCUCUGAGAUCUGGGAUGUACACGAGUAGACAUUUGGGGGGGGGCAGAUGGGGGUACAGACGUCUCUCCUUCUCUCUCUCUCUGUCUCGUUUCUCUUUUUCUCUCUUAACGCACGUACUCCUUUUCUCUCCAAGCCCCGAGAGGGCUUGGAAUCCUUCUACAGACUCUUUUGAACCUCAGCAUUAGGACUUGUAACUGAUGGACUCAUCCCACCAGAGGAACUGCAUCAAGGGGGUUACUAAGCACUUUUUCCCCACCUCGCCCCCUCCCCAACCCCCAUCUACUUGUACUUCCUACAGAGCUUGCCUCCCCCGCUUCUGGUUUUGGGGAGGUGUCAGUCACAUUUGUGCUUUUGGGGUGCGUAGGGGAAAGAUGCAAGGGGGCUGCCCCCUCCCCACAAAGACUAAUUUCUCCUGCUCAUGAAGAAUGAACACACACACCCCCCGCCCUACGUGACAUUCUAGGUGGGCCCCACUGGGGAGGGGGUGGCCUGGUGUGGGGGGCUA
Lacerta agilis (Sand lizard) is the source of this 2108-nucleotide messenger RNA. It is a transcript of the gene NR1H2, whose product is annotated as nuclear receptor subfamily 1 group H member 2. Gene Ontology annotation, biological process: negative regulation of transcription by RNA polymerase II; cell differentiation; positive regulation of transcription by RNA polymerase II. Lineage: Eukaryota; Metazoa; Chordata; Lepidosauria; Squamata; Lacertidae. Bases 318 to 1631 code for a protein of 437 amino acids. The record is from RefSeq and is a predicted model, not a curated record. Gene Ontology annotation, molecular function: RNA polymerase II cis-regulatory region sequence-specific DNA binding; nuclear receptor activity; zinc ion binding. The transcript is spliced from 10 exons.